AUGCAUAAAAUUAUUAAAAAAAACUAAAGUCUUAAAAUAAUUUUUAUUAAAUAAAAUAAAAGUUUGCAGAAUAUUAAUGAGCUUUUAUGUAGACUUAAUUUAAAGUUUAUAAAAAAUAUAAUAAUAAUUUUUAGCAAUUCAAAGUUUCAUAAUGAUGCAGAUCUCAGUUAAAGAAGUGAAAAUUUAAUAUGCAAAAGCAAAUAUUGUGAGGAUUAUUACGAAUUUCAUAAAAUAAUACAUAGUAAAUAAUUAAAAAAAAAUGUGAAAGUAGAUAUGUAUAACAUAUAUUACAUUAAGUGUGUUUAUCAUCUCCAAGAUUUGGUUAUUAGCUAUGAAUAAAUAGACUUUUCAAUUCUUUACUAUCUAAAUGCACAUUCAGAAUAUUUUGAUAUACCUUCUAUGCUUAUUCAAAGAAUUAUGAAAGGAUACAUUUUCAACGAAACUAAUUAAUACUUGAUUUCUAUUCUAUAUGGUUCUAAAAAUGCAUUAAUUAAAAGAGUUCAGUCAUAAAUUUUAUCUCUCUAUGCUUUAGAGAAGCUUUAUAAUAAGUAUUCUUUAAAUUAUAUUCCUUAAAUAGCAUAUGAUUUGGUUGAAAUAUGA
This is a messenger RNA of Tetrahymena thermophila SB210, 600 nucleotides long. RefSeq lists its product as hypothetical. The record is from RefSeq and is a predicted model, not a curated record. NCBI's taxonomy places the organism in Eukaryota, Ciliophora, Oligohymenophorea, Hymenostomatida, Tetrahymenidae. The transcript has a single exon.